This is a messenger RNA of Nicotiana attenuata, 1742 nucleotides long. Its product is annotated as 3-hydroxyisobutyryl-CoA hydrolase-like protein 2, mitochondrial. Gene Ontology annotation, molecular function: 3-hydroxyisobutyryl-CoA hydrolase activity. NCBI's taxonomy places the organism in Eukaryota, Viridiplantae, Streptophyta, Magnoliopsida, Solanales, Solanaceae. The transcript has 14 exons. Gene Ontology annotation, biological process: L-valine catabolic process. Bases 108 to 1343 code for a protein of 411 amino acids. The record is from RefSeq and is a predicted model, not a curated record.
AUUAUUUGGGGCUAAGGCAAGGGCUUAACUUGCCUUGCCCUAGAGCCGCCGUUGCCCAGUGCUCUGUUUCACAGUUAAAAACUCAGUAAGCUCAACAAAGAGAGAAAAUGAGAAUGCACAAACUGAAAGUUUUACUAUCACUGACUCAACCAUUGCGGAGACAUGAUUCCCGAUUCCUCUCUAAUCACCAUUGUAGACACUUCUCUGCUCAACCCAGCCACGCCCAAGUGGAUUAUCUUCAAGAACAGGUUUUGGUUGAAGGAAGGGCUAAAUCAAGAGCAGCUAUUCUCAAUAGACCAUCUGCACUUAAUGCUAUUACUCCUUCUAUGGCUGCUCGUUUAAGUAGAUUGUAUGAGUCUUGGGAGGAAAACUCAGAUAUUGGAUUUGUCAUGAUGAAGGGGAAUGGCAGAGCAUUUUGCUCUGGAGCAGACGUCGUCACUCUUUAUGAGUUGAUUAAUGAAGGGAAGGUUGAGGAGUGCAAGAAGUUCUUCGAAACAUUAUAUAAAUUUGUUUACUUGUUAGGAACAUAUCUCAAGCCAAAUGUGGCAAUUUUGGAUGGUGUCACAAUGGGAAGUGGGGCAGGUAUUUCGCUUCCAGGAAUGUUUCGCGUUGUAACUGAUAGAACUGUUUAUUCUACUCCUGAGGCUCAAAUUGGUUUUCAUCCUGAUGCAGGGGCUUCUUAUUAUCUAUCUCGUCUUCCUGGCUACUUAGGGGAGUAUUUGGCUUUAACAGGAGAAAAGCUUAAUGGUGUAGAAAUGAUUGCUUGUGGUCUUGCUACCCACUAUUCACUCAAAGAAAGGCUUCCUUGGAUGGAAGAACGUCUCGGUAAAUUGAUCACAGAUGAUCGUCUUGUCAUUGAAAAUUCUCUAGCCCAGUAUGGUGACCUUGUUUACCCAGAUAGCAAGAGUGUUCUGCACAAAUUUGAGAAAAUCGAUAAAUGCUUUAGCCAGGAUACAGUUGAGGAAAUUAUAGAAGGUCUGGAAAGAGAGGCGGCAGAAUCUCAUGAUGAAUGGUGUAAUGCAGCUCUUAAUAAAAUGAAAGAAGCCUCCCCAUUGAGUUUGAAAGUGGCUUUGAAAUCAAUUAGAGAAGGCAGAUUUCAACCCCUUGAUCAGUGUCUAGUUCGUGAAUAUCGCAUAUCCGUUAAUUGGGUGUCCAAACGGAUGUCCGGUGAUUUCUGUGAGGGUGUUCGUGCUAGAUUGGUUGACAAGGACUUUGCUCCAAAGUGGGGUCCCACGCGGCUGGAAGAAGUUACCAUCGACAUGGUUGACUGCUUCUUCACCCCAUUAGGUGAAUUAGAACCCGAACUGAAUUUGGCCACUGCACUACGAGAGCCUUCUAUGUGAUCGAUAUCCUGCUUUGCUCUACAUAUGGGAAGUUUUAUGUUCCCGGGUUCAUUAUAAUACAAGGGACUGACUGGAAAAUCAGGACUGCUAAAGACAUUCCUAUCAAGAUGUUGGAUAUAUUUCGGUUCCCUUGGAGCAUAGGUAAAAUAAAUUACCAUGGUACCUUCAGAUUUUUUUGCAUAUCCUGUUUGACCCAUGGAUAAGUGUAAACGAUAAUUUUGCGCGAGUAAUACUACUAGCAAGAGUUAUAGUUGAACCCUGAGUCACCUUGUGUUGUUGCAAUCUGACUUGUGUUGUUGCAAGAGUAGUGGUGCUAGCGUUGUUCUUUAUGUUGUUAUUACAUGGUGUGUGAUCUUUUAUUGUUUGAGUAAGAGUUAGCUCGUCUGUUGAGCCGAGGUA